Messenger RNA from Carassius auratus (goldfish), 2927 nucleotides. Its product is annotated as signal transducer and activator of transcription 1-like. Bases 127 to 2271 code for a protein of 714 amino acids. The transcript is spliced from 23 exons. Gene Ontology annotation, biological process: signal transduction; regulation of DNA-templated transcription. Lineage: Eukaryota; Metazoa; Chordata; Actinopteri; Cypriniformes; Cyprinidae. Gene Ontology annotation, molecular function: DNA-binding transcription factor activity; DNA binding. The record is from RefSeq and is a predicted model, not a curated record.
AUGUUUUACCAUUAUGAGGUCACUGAAGAGAAUAUAAGUCUUACGCAUACACAGUUUAGUCUACUUGUAUCUACAUAGCCUGAGAUAUACUGCUUUUGUGCCUUGACCCAACUUCUAUGUUGAAAGAUGACACUCUGGAACCAGCUGCAGCUGCUGGACUCUCUGUAUUUAGAGCAAGUAGACCAGCUUUACGAUGAGGCUUUUCCAAUGGAGAUCCGACAGUAUCUCAGUCAAUGGAUUGAGAGUCAUGACUGGGAAUCCGUGGCUAGUAAUGUAUCUUUGGCAACCCUGCGCUUCCAUGAACUCCUGAACCAACUGGACGAGCACUACAGCCGUCUCAACCUAGGGAACAACUUUCUUUUACAGCAUAAUAUACGCAAAAUUAAGCGUAACCUACAGGAGCACUUCCAGGAGGAUCCUGUUCACAUGGCUAUGAUCAUAUCUAGCACUCUAAAUGAAGAGCGAAAGAUACUGGAAACUGCUCUUCGUACUCAAGAUAAAGGUGGCCCAUCACAGGGGAGUUUCACGAUGGAACAGCAAAAUCAGUUGGGAAACAAAAUCAAUAAUUUGAAAACGAGUGUGCAGGAAAUUGAACAAGAAAUUCAGGUUCUGGAGGAUGCGCAAGAUGAAUAUGAUUUCAAGAGGAAUACUUUGCAGAUGGAAGUUGAAAUGAAUGGCCAGAUAACAAAAGAGAUCCAGCAGGAGGAAAUGGCACUUAGGCAAAUGUUUGUUGGGCUGAGCAUGAAAAGAGAGGUGGUGAUAAAAGAAAUUGCUAAUGCACUGACUCUAGCAGAGCAGAUCCAGCUCUCACUCGUAUCAGAAGAGUUACCGGAGUGGAAGAAAAGACAGCAGAUGGCUUGUAUCGGUGGGCCGCCCAAUGCAUGUCUGGACCAACUGCAGAGCUGGUUCACAGCAGUGGCAGAGUGUCUCCAGCAGGUCCGUCAGCAGCUGAAGAAAAUUCAGGAAUUGGUGCAGAAAUUCACCUACAACAACGACCCCCUCACUCUGGGCAAGAGCCAGCUGGAUGAGCAGGCCCUAACACUCUUCAGACACCUUAUAUUAAAUUCUCUUGUGGUGGAGAGACAGCCUUGUAUGCCCACACAUCCUCAGAGACCCUUGGUGAUAAAAACAGGAGUUCAAUUCACAGUCAAGAUCAGAUCACUAGUCAAACUCCCAGAACUGAACUGUCAACUCAAAGUAAAAGUCUCUAUUAACAAAGAUUUAACAGAGAAAGACACAGUAAAAGGAUGUAGGAAAUUCAACAUUUUAGGAACGUUUUCUAAAGUUCUGAACUUAGAGGAAUCCAGUGGAUGUCUAGCGGCUGAAUUUCGUCAUUUGCAAUUAAAAGAGAUGAAAUGCAGCAACAGAACCAGUGAGGCCCCUCUUAUCAUUUCUGAAGAGCUGCACAUACUUACCUUUGAAACUCAACUCGUUCAGCCAGAACUGUGUGUUGAUUUAUCGAUCACAUCACUUCCUAUUGUGGUGAUCUCCCAUGUGAAUCAGUUACCUAGUGCCUGGGGCUCCAUCUUAUGGUACAACAUGCUCUGCAGUGAACCCCACAAUCUGACGUUCUUCUUGAAUCCUCCACCAGUGAAAUGGGAGCAGCUUUCAAAGGUCUUAAGCUGGCAGUUUUCUUCAGCCACUAAACGAGCGCUGAACUCUGAGCAGCUGAGAACGCUGGCUGACAAACUCCUUGGUCAUGAGGCCCAAUGUGACCCUGAAGGACUCAUCAACUGGAAUACAUUUUGUAAGAUGUCUCCUAAUGAGAGGGGUCUACCGUUCUGGCUGUGGAUAGAUGGAAUUCUGGACCUUAUUAAAAGACACCUGCUCAACAUCUGGAAUGAUGGGUAUAUCAUUGGGUUUUUGAGUAAAGAGCGAGAGAGGGCUUUGCUGAAUGGCAAACUCCCGGGCACUUUCCUUUUGCGCUUCAGUGAAACUUGUCGAGACGGAGGAAUCACCAUCACAUGGGUGGAGUAUUCACAGGACGGAAAUCCUAAGAUGCAUUCAGUGAAGCCCUACACUAAAUCAGAUCUGGCGUCGAUUUCCUUACCUAACGUCAUCCGCAACUACACCCUCACUGCCGCAGAGAAGAUUCCAGUGAACCCCCUCGUCUACCUUUACCCAGACAUCCCAAAAGAUGACGCCUUUGGUCGCUACUAUACCAGCUCUUCUGAUGAAGAGAUGGAGAUAGACAAACCUGUCAAGCCAUAUUUAGACAGAUACAUGAUUUCUGUGUCGGAUGAACCUUUUUCAAGACCGCGUAAGUGUUAAGAGCACAUCGAGGCAGAACUGAUACGAGGAAUGUUUCUCCACCAAUGCAUCUAAAUUUAAUCCAGAGCUUUUUUUAUGGAGGAAAGUGAAUCUGUUACUAGAAGUAUUAUAUCUGGCACACCAAUGUCUAAAAUGAAUAAUGGAAACAAAUAGCGAUACACAAAUGAUUUAUCUUUUCUCUGUACUAUAUUAGUGUUAAGGAUCUACUACAUUUAUUCUCGACUUGUGUGAAGAAGAGGAGCCAUUUUCUUUUGUCGAAUUAUAGAAUACACGUAAAACAGUGUAAUCCUGUUCUUUUUGUUUAUAUAAAUAUGUGAACUUAUCAUGUUGCAUCGAUUUUUCAUUUUCUGUGUAUUACGACAAAGACACUGCUGUAAAUGGAUAUACACAAAUACUCUGAAAAGCUGUUUCUGUGAAGACGUUUGUUUGAGAAAAGGAUAUCGUUCUCCCAUCUUGUGAAGCCCUUAUUUAUUUUUGCACAUCAAAAUAUCUUUACAUACAAUUGCCUUAAUUGCACAUGUACAAACACACACACCAGCCUGAUAUAGUCUAACAGAAAUCAACCUACUUUCUACAGUCAGCAAUACGAUCCAAGCUUGGUCCAACAGACAGUGUUACUAAAUGUGAAGUAAUAAUAAAGACUAUUAAAUGGUUUA